AUGCAAAUCAAAGCUCUGCUUCUUGGUCUUGGCUGGAUCUCUGCUGCAUGGGCACAGCUUGCAGAUACCACUGAUUACCCACUUGGUCCAUUAACCUCGACUGAUGACAAAUGGGCUGUGAAGAUCUGCGACAUUACUGAUUAUGGCGCUGUAGCGGAUGGAACGACUGACUCUGGGGCUGCUAUUCUGGCUGCCUUUGAGGCCUGCAUCGAUGGUGGCGUUGUGAAUAUUCCUUUGGGAACCUUUGCCUUGGCCACUUGGGUCACGUUGAGUGGUGGAAGUGCGUGGGCCAUCAACUUGGAAGGCAUCAUCGUUAGAACGGGUACUGCUGGGGGCACCAUGAUUUACAUCGAGCAUAGCACUGACUUUGAAAUCUAUUCCUCCCGCGGUGAGGGUGCCAUCCAAGGCUAUGGAUAUGUAUUCCAUGCUGAGGGGGAAUACGGCCCACGUAUUCUGCGCCUUUAUGACGUGACCAACUUUGCCAUUCAUGACAUUGCCCUUGUUGACUCUCCGGCGUUCCAUCUCACCCUUGAUACUUGCAACCAGGGUGAGGUGUACAACAUGAUUAUUCGAGGUGGAAAUGAGGGAGGGCUUGAUGGAAUUGACGUGUGGGGGUUUGACAUCUGGAUUCACGAUGUUGAGGUAACAAACAAGGAUGAGUGUGUUACAGUCAAGAGUCCGGCAAACCACAUCCUUGUCGAGAAUAUCUACUGCAACUGGUCUGGUGGCUGCGCCAUGGGCUCUUUGGGUGUUGACACGGAUAUCUCUAAAGUCGAAUACAACAACAUCUACACCGUUAAUUCAAACCAAAUGUUUAUGUUCAAGAGUAACGGAGGAAACGGAACAGUGACGGACGUGACCCUCCAAAACUUCAUCGGACACGAGAAUGCUUAUUCUCUAUAUAUUGAUGCAUACUGGUCGUCAGAAACAUUGCAAGAAGGAGAUGGCGUCCUGUACAACUCGAUCACCUUCAGCAACUGGAAAGGAACAUGCGCAAACGGUGCCACACGAGCCCCUCUGUACGUUCUGUGCCCGUCAACUCAGCCUUGUACAAACAUCAUCAUUGAAGAUUUCGACAUGUGGACCGAGUCAGGAAGCACUGAGUACUACAAGUGCGCAGAUGCCUGGGGUUCGGGAUACUGCUUGAAGGCAGGAUCUGCACACACUUCAUACGGCACGGUGACCUCAACUGUGACGUCUGCUCCAUCUGGUUACUCAGCCACAACAAUGCCCAACCAGCUCACCGCAGGACUGGGACUGACCACAUCUAUUGCAAUCCCCACUGUUCCUAACUCAUUCUACCCUGGUGCUACACCCGCCACGGCAAGGGUUUACGGUAGCUAA
This is a messenger RNA of Penicillium odoratum, 1344 nucleotides long. RefSeq lists its product as uncharacterized. The transcript is spliced from 5 exons. NCBI's taxonomy places the organism in Eukaryota, Fungi, Ascomycota, Eurotiomycetes, Eurotiales, Aspergillaceae. The record is from RefSeq and is a predicted model, not a curated record. Gene Ontology annotation, molecular function: polygalacturonase activity. Bases 1 to 1344 code for a protein of 447 amino acids. Gene Ontology annotation, biological process: carbohydrate metabolic process.